CUUUUUAUAAAAGGACACGGUCAAAGAGAGUGUCCAUUGAGUCCCUAUCGCCCCUACACGCUACCAUGACAAUGGGAAAGAUAAUCUUCUACGAGGACAGGAAUUUCCAGGGUCGGCACCAUGAGUGCAUGAGCGACUGUGCCGAUCUUCACUCCUACUUCAACCGCUGCAACUCAAUCAAGGUGGAGAGCGGAUGCUUCAUGGUGUACGAGAGGCCCAACUACACCGGCCACCAGUACUUCCUGAGGAGGGGCGAGUACAAUGACAACCAGCGCAUGAUUGGCAUCAAUGACUGUAUCAGAUCCUGCCGCAUGAUCCCUGUGCACCGUGGUUCCUACAAGAUGAGGCUGUACGAGCACCCUGACAUGGCCGGCCAGAUGCAGGAGCUGAGCGACGACUGCCCCAACGUCCAGGACAGAUUCCGCAUGUCCGACAUCAACUCCUGCAACGUGAUGGAGGGCCACUGGCUCAUGUACGAGCAGCCCAACUACAGGGGCAGGCAGUACUACCUGAGGCCCGGCGAGUACCGCAGACCCAGCGACUGGGGAGGCCAGAGUCCCAGGAUUGGCUCCCUCAGACGAAUCACCGACUCCAACAACUAGAUGUAGCGCUUGUUCUUCCCUACCUACUGUCUGUUCUCAAUAAAGCUGCACGUUCAAACACAAA
Esox lucius (northern pike) is the source of this 666-nucleotide messenger RNA. Its product is annotated as gamma-crystallin M2. The transcript has 3 exons. Lineage: Eukaryota; Metazoa; Chordata; Actinopteri; Esociformes; Esocidae. The coding region runs from base 66 to 602 and encodes 178 amino acids. Gene Ontology annotation, molecular function: structural constituent of eye lens. Gene Ontology annotation, biological process: lens development in camera-type eye; visual perception. The record is from RefSeq and is a predicted model, not a curated record.